Leptosia nina is the source of this 1365-nucleotide messenger RNA. The record is from the annotation of a GenBank genome assembly. NCBI's taxonomy places the organism in Eukaryota, Metazoa, Arthropoda, Insecta, Lepidoptera, Pieridae.
AUGGCGCCCAAGGAGCCGGAAUACUUGGAGAUAGCUCAUAGGAGGGCUAUUGAGAAGAAGACGCACGUGAGCUUUCCACAACUAAAGUAUCCAUCUUUAAGGGAUGAGGGUUUGAAGGACCCAGUGCAAUGGCUAACGGGGAAGGCGUUAGAUGAUGGAGCUGAAGGGCUGUGGAGAGUGCAUGAUAAGCUUUAUGAUCUGGAAGUGUUUAUUGAUAGACAUCCAGGUGGUCGAGAAUGGUUGGAGUUGAGCAAGGGUUUAGACGUAACAGAAGCAUUCGAGGCGCACCAUCUCAAUCCGUCAACGGAGAAGAUGUUAGCGAAAUUCUAUGUAAGAGACGCGAAGACGCCGAGAAAUUCUCCCUUUACUUUCAAAGAGGACGGCUUCUAUCGAUCACUAAAAAAAAGAGUAUGGGAAGACCUUAAAACCAUUCCAAAAACGGAAAACCAACGCUCGGAUAGAGUGAUUGAUGGGCUCUUAGCCACCUGUCUAGCUGCUUCCACGAUCGCAUGCUGGACAGAAAGUUAUUGGCUCGGAAUGCUUGCUUAUUUAUCGGCAUCGCUUUCUCUAGCUUGGAUAUUGGUAGCGGCACACAAUUACAUUCAUAAGGCAACUAAUUUCAGAAUGUAUUACUUCAAUUUGGCUCUUUGGUCUUACAGAGACUUCAGAGUGUCCCACGUGCUAUCACACCAUUUGUACACAAAUACCCUAAUGGACUUAGAAGUCAGUGGAUUUGAACCAAUCAUCUUCUGGAACCCGAGGAAGGAGCGGCCGUUCUAUGCGGACUACGCAUUUUUAAUUGAACAAUUUCUCUUUCCAUUCAUGUUUAUACUCAACUACCUUAAGAGACUUAUCCUUAUAUUCAUAAGACCCGGCUUCUUAACGAAGCAUUACAGUUGGCACGACGGCAUUGGAUUGUUACUGCCUCUUUGGAUGUAUUUGACAAGUGGCUCCACGUUUUAUCAUGCAGUAGUUACAUGGCUGUGGAUAAACUGUACUGCUAGUUUCAUAUUCUUCACAAUUGGUUCAAAUGCUGCUCACCAUCACCCCAGGAUUUUCAAGGAUGGAGAUGAAGUCAGUGACACCACUCCAGAUUGGGGAAUGCACGAGCUUGAAGCAGUGAUGGACAGAGAAGACAUCAACGACAGUCAUUUCAAAGUGAUGACAUUCUUCGGUCACCACGCCCUUCAUCAUCUUUUCCCAACGAUAGACCACGCAGUUUUGGAGCACCUGUAUCCUGUUUUUCUCGAGUUAUGUGAAAAGUACCGAGCUAAUUUCAAAGUUACGACGCAACUAGAUUUGUUCCUGGGUCAGAUCAGAACUACACUAAAAAAGCGACCCACUCUACUAUCAGAGAAGAUUUGA